This is a messenger RNA of Haliotis rubra (blacklip abalone), 3022 nucleotides long. Its product is annotated as ventricular zone-expressed PH domain-containing protein homolog 1-like. The record is from RefSeq and is a predicted model, not a curated record. Gene Ontology annotation, cellular component: plasma membrane. Gene Ontology annotation, biological process: regulation of signal transduction. Bases 115 to 2436 code for a protein of 773 amino acids. Lineage: Eukaryota; Metazoa; Mollusca; Gastropoda; Lepetellida; Haliotidae. The transcript is spliced from 15 exons. Gene Ontology annotation, molecular function: phosphatidylinositol-5-phosphate binding.
UUCCGGUUCAAGUUUGAUCGCGUUAUCCAAAUUAAAGGGAAAACUUUUUAAAAUGCGUUGAAUCAACGCAACUUUUUUUCAAAGAGACGUUCGUCAUCUAUUGUAAAUGGCAAAAUGCACAAGCUUUUUGCUCAAGUCCUUAACCAGAAGGAUUUGUCAAAAGCAGGGGAGCUCUUCUCCUUGGAGGAUAAGGACAUAGAAGCAGACCUCUCUGAUAUUAUCGACCGCAUACAUGAUAUCGCUGAUACUACCGACUAUGACAGUAACGACAAUGAUCAGAGUGUGGUGGAGAUCUGCAUCACCAGAAUCACUACAGCCAUCAGAGAGACGUCUAGCAUAGAGAAGCAUGUCAAGUCCCUGGUGCGUCUCCUGGAGAUGUGUCAUACACACAACCUCAUCCCAGCCAAGAAGGAAGAAGACCCUCCCCAUGUCAAGAUAGCCUCCGAUGUCAUGAGUUGUCUCUUCAUGCACUACAGCAAGGAGAGUGUGAUGAUUCUAGCUAUCCCAGCUGUCGUCCAGUUCCUCGACUGUGAGAAUAAAGACCUCUCACGGAAUGUGUCCAGCUAUCUCUCCCUUGCCACAAUCGACAAUGCUGACCUCUUGGCCAAACACAUGGCUCUCAUCGUUGCCAGUGUUCUGCAGGGAGUGUCCUGGAGUGGCCUCAGGAAGAAGCCUUCCAGUGUCAUGCAGGAAGGCUGUAGUAUCCAAAUGGAGGACCCAUCCAGGCCCCAUGUACAGUGGCCCUGGUGGCCCACUGGGGUGUCCUCAGGGGCAACCCAACUGCAAGUGUCACCCAGUGGAGGGGUAGGAAGUGUCCCCAGUGACCAGUGGGGUGUCCUGAAGCUUUUAGAGGAACAUGUUCUCAAAUUCUGUGAGCUGUUCCCAAGCAACAUGUUGGGAGCUGUGUUGAUGAUCAUGUUUGUUGACAUGGCAACUGACAACCCGAAUACAUUUGUUGACCAUCGUGCAAAGCUGGAGGAUGUCGCAGAUCAGCAGCCGAUACUGGUGCCACAGGUUGCCCAGAUCAUGGGCGCCCUCGGCACUGUCAGUCAGACAGAGGCCAAGAAGUCGAUGAACUAUCUCGUGAGUAGGUUAACGACAACAGAGCCAGCCCUAUUACCCACAAUCCUCCAGGAGAUACGAGGUAUUGGAAUGAACCACAACACCCUCUUGGCGGACAACGUGGAAGAAAUUGGAAAACUGGCAUCCAGUGGCUCCAGAGCGGUUCGACUGUUUGUUCAACAAAUAAAAGAAGAUCUCAAGAAAUACAAUGGUGAGAAGGAGAUGAAAUCAGUGUCAAGCCAGACAGAAGGAACUAUCACAAUCAUCACCGUGGGCAACCCUCCGAAUGCAACCCAUCCUAGCGGCACAGUGUCCGUCAAGACAACUACGCUGCCGUCCAGCAACAUGGCGAGUCAGCAAUCCUUGGCAAAGUCAUCCAGGGCCAGCAGUUCCAACAUGGCUGUUGGGAGUGACCGUGCAGGGAGCCCUACGUCCACUCUUGUAUCUGAAAGACUGUCCGCCAACAGCGCCUCCACACUGACCGGACAGAACCAAUCUUUUGAACCUACACAUGAUGGUGUGCAGCAUUUCUGUGAAAAACACCUGAGUAAAAUCAAGAACUUCAUUAGCAGCCUGAAAGCCAGAAUUCCCCUGCCAACAAAGUGCAGUGUUGUCAAUGGUCGGCGGCGGUACCUGCGUCUCCACUUCCAGUGCUGUAGUCAGUCGGAACAGUGCCUCUAUUUCAACAGCUACUUCACCCUCAACACACGCCUGCCCAAAACAUGGAUACACCUCAUGUUUUUAUCUGUACAGGCACAGUCGUCGUCAGCUCUGAGUCAGCGAGACACCAACGUGAGCGACCUGAAGCGCUGCUGGGAUGCACUGAAGGGGGAGCGGGGCAACAGCAGCUUCCUGACACUCAUGACCUCCACCUUCCCUGCACAGAAGGAUCAAGAUACACUGCUACACGAACUCCACGAUGAGCGUUACUCCGAUGUGUUUGAGUUGAGCGUAAGCCAAGAGAACUGGGCGUGCUUCAUGUGCAACCAUCCAGAGAAAGUGUCAGGCUUACUACAGGAUGGUCUUCCUGUCAUAGCGGGUCAGCUGAAAGAGAAGAAGGGUCGCUGGAAGUUCCUGAAACGCUGGAAGACACGCUACUUUACCCUCUCCGGUGGCAACUUCACCUACAGCAAGAGUGAUUCAUGUAAAGAGAUGUUACCUGUGAGCAAGAUUCAGAGCGUGAAAGCAGUCCGGAAAGGAAUCCGGGACAUUCCUCGUGCAUUUGAGAUCUUCACUGCAGAUCAGACCUAUGUGUUCAAGGCCAAAGGGCAGCAGAAUGUGGAACAGUGGGUGCAGUGUCUCCACAUCGCCGUGGCCCGGACUCAGAAUAAGGACAUUCGACCACGUUCUGUCAUGAGUGAUACAAAGCUGUAGGAGCGUUGUGGUCCAGAAUAUGAAGAUAAUCAACUGAAUCGCCAUCAUGCCCUAAUAUGUAGAUGCCUUCUCGUUGUGAUUUAUGAUGUAGUUCAUAUGUAAAUUAUUUUGAUGACAUCUGAGAGCUGCUGGGCCAUGUUUCUCAAGGUGAUGUUGAGACUGUGAUUGUCCAUUGCUUUUCUUCAGACCUGGGACCUCUUUAUAUACUGAUCCUGUUUUUAUUGCUAUGCUUUAACAUAAACUUACAACAGUCUGUGACUAUCUUUUCCUCUACACUCUACACUCGACAAUCUUUUCAUCCAUAUUUUAAAAUAAACUUACAGUAGUCAUGGCAAUAUGACCAUCAACACUUUGUAAGGAUGGGAAAGCCGCAAUAACUCGGUGCGCCUAGUGGCAGCAAGAAUUGUAUGAUCCACAGGGAGUUGAGAUUGAUAAUAAGAUGUGCCGUUGAGAUUGACAUCCAAUUAUUGAGGAAAAAAAUACCAGCGCCUUGAGAAUGCACUAGUGCGUGGAAAUGUGCGCUAUAUAAAUAUCCCAUACUACUUUAAUGUAAACUUACAUCAGUCAUAGCUUUGUGUUGGGCUUA